This is a messenger RNA of Cololabis saira (Pacific saury), 2036 nucleotides long. It is a transcript of the gene phgdh, whose product is annotated as phosphoglycerate dehydrogenase. NCBI's taxonomy places the organism in Eukaryota, Metazoa, Chordata, Actinopteri, Beloniformes, Belonidae. Gene Ontology annotation, biological process: L-serine biosynthetic process. The record is from RefSeq and is a predicted model, not a curated record. Bases 167 to 1756 code for a protein of 529 amino acids. Gene Ontology annotation, molecular function: phosphoglycerate dehydrogenase activity; NAD binding. The transcript is spliced from 12 exons.
GGCGGGACCACGUUGAAAGGAUUCCUCUUUAAUCGGAGACAACUAUUCAAAACCACCCAAUAAAAAGGGAAAGGAACUGCCCGAACCCAUCUUUUUUUUUCUUUCUUUUUCACCACCACAUCCACUAGUCUGUUUCCCACUAAGAGCACUCGGAGAGAAACUCACGAUGGCCCCGAUCAGCAUCAAAAGUGUGUUAAUCAGUGAAAGUGUUGACCCUCGCUGCAGGACGAUUCUGGAGGAAAACGGCAUCCAAGUCACCGAAAAGCAGAAUAUGAAAAAGGAGGAACUCAUUGCAGAGAUCAAGCACUACGAUGGCCUCGUGGUCAGAUCUGCAACCAAGGUAACGGCUGAUAUCAUUGCUGCUGCCGAUAAUCUCAAAAUUAUCGGGAGAGCGGGGACCGGUGUGGACAAUGUGGAUGUUGAUGCUGCCACCAAAAAGGGCAUUAUUGUCAUGAACACACCAAGUGGAAACACGAUCAGUGCUGCUGAGCUGACAUGUGCUCUGGUCAUGAGCCUGUCGAGAAAUGUACCUCAAGCUGCAAUGUCAAUGAAAAAAGGGAACUGGGAUCGCAAAAAGUUCAUGGGUGCAGAGUUGUACGGCAAAGUACUCGGGAUAGUUGGACUCGGAAGAAUAGGAAAGGAGGUUGCCACGAGAAUGCAAUCUUUUGGCAUGCGGACAAUCGGUUAUGAUCCAAUCACUCCAACUGAGGUGUCAGCAGGUUGGGGGGUGGAGCAGAUGUCUCUGGAGCAGCUUUGGCCUCAGUGUGACUACAUCAGCGUUCACACGCCCCUGAUGCCCUCGACUGUUGGUCUGCUCAACGAUGAAUCAUUCGGCAAGUGCAAGAAAGGAGUGAAGGUUGUGAACUGUGCCAGAGGGGGCAUCAUUGAUGAGGCGGCUCUCGUCAGAGCUUUGGAGUCUGGACAGUGUGGAGGAGCAGGACUCGAUGUCUUUGUUGAGGAACCACCUAAGAACCGCUCCCUGGUGGAUCAUCCCAAUGUCAUCAGCUGUCCUCACCUGGGAGCGAGUACGAAGGAGGCUCAGGCUCGCUGUGGGGAAGACAUCGCUCUGCAGAUGGUGGACAUGGUGAAGGGCAAGAACCUGGUUGGAGCAGUAAAUGCCCAGGUUUUGGCCAGCACGUUCUCCCAGGAGUCUCAACAGCUCAUCAAGCUCGGAGAAGCCGUUGGAGCCGUGCUUCAGUCUUGCAGUGCUGCUCAGAAAUCAUUCGGUCGUGUUCAGAUCACCACUCAAGGAGACUGCAUGAAGUCCUGCGCUCGUUACAUGACAUCAGCUGUUCUGGUCGGCCUGCUCAGCCAGGACUCCGGAUGUUCCCCGAACCUCAUCAAUGUCCUCAGCCUCGCCAAGGAGACCGGCAUCGACAUAACUCAAGCCCACUGUGCAUCUGACGGGGGAGCUGAGGGUGCGUGCAAAGUGGAGAUGGUGGCCGGCGGCUGCAGCUACAAGGCCAGAGGCUCAGUUCAAGGUGGCGUCCCUGUCCUGCUGGAGCUGAGUGACAGCGUGUUCAGACAACCAGUCUCUCUCACUGGGAAUCUGCUGUUCCUCAAGGCCUCCGGCGGUCCUCAGCUGCUGUCCUCAGUGGCUGGGCUGUUGGCCUCAGAGGGAGUGCAGAUCGAGUCGUUCAGUGCCCCAGCGGACCGCUCUGGGGAUCUGUGGUUCUGUGUCGGGGUGUCUUCUCUCUUACGGGACCUCAGUAUCUUGAAGCCUUUGGUGAAGGAUGCAGCUCAGCUCAAAAUGUAAAUGACGUUAACAACGUUUAGGCAGCCUUAGAAGUCAGUAUAUAAAAAAAAAAAACCUAACAUUAUCAAGAUGUUAUAAAUGAUCUAUCUUGGUCUUUGUGUUUACAGCUAACAACUUUAGAAGUUGCCCACUUUAAAGUUUAAAACUUGAAUCUUCAUAACAUUCCAUUAUUUAGGUGUUAACCUCUUUAAGCAAUUAAAGAAAAAAAAAAAGAAUAAAAUGUUUGUCACAUGCUGUCGAGUUUGAUUAUGCAACACAUUACAACAGCCCAGAAAUAAAG